Messenger RNA from Cotesia glomerata, 2016 nucleotides. RefSeq names its product sialin (gene MFS10). Gene Ontology annotation, biological process: monoatomic anion transport; transmembrane transport. The record is from RefSeq and is a predicted model, not a curated record. Gene Ontology annotation, molecular function: transmembrane transporter activity. The coding region runs from base 389 to 1888 and encodes 499 amino acids. The transcript has 8 exons. Lineage: Eukaryota; Metazoa; Arthropoda; Insecta; Hymenoptera; Braconidae.
GACUAAUGCCGUAAUAUAAGUGUCCGUGUGUGUAUUUAUCUCCAGCUCAGCUGUCCCGUUGCAGUGUAGUGUGUUUAUUUACUCCCACACUUUCUCAAUAAUUCAUCAAAAGCCAGUACUUACUUGGCGAUCCGCAACUAAGCAAGUUUCGUCGUGACUGUAUAGUAAUGUUGAUCUCAUCAACAGUCACAGUUAAGUGACAGCACAGUUAAGUGCUGACAAUACUUAUAUAUAACUCAGUGUGUGUGUGAGCUUGAGCAAGUCUGACAGCUAAAAUCUGGAGUCGAAAUUAAAAGUUUAAUCCUGGACAAAAUUAAAAUUACUUACCAAGUAAAAUUAAGAAGUGACAUUUUGUGUUUUUUUUUAUUAAUUUACUAUUAUUAUUACAAUGGAAGUCCUGGAUCCAACUGUUACUCACGACGACGCGCCACUCUGUAUCAAUGAUUCCAUCGAAAAAUUGACACUCAGGCGAAUACCAGAAGACACAAAAUCCUUGGUAAAAGCAAGAUACACGCUAGGAUUUUUAGGAUUUCUCGGAUUUGCGCUUGUCUAUGCCAUGCGAGUGAAUCUUUCGGUUGCCAUAGUGUCGAUGGUUAACCAGACAGCCUUUCCUGAUGACAAUGACGGGAAUGAUACUUCUGAUGUUUGUCCAAAAAUUACUCCCGUAAAUGGUACAUUUGUGCCUAGUCCAGGAGAAUUUAAUUGGGAUGACAAGACCCAGGGGAUCAUUCUAGGUUCGUUCUUCCUCGGUUAUGUCAUCACGAAUGUUCCGGGUGGACGGAUGGCGGAGAAAGUUGGGGGCAAAUUGGUUUAUGGGCUGGGGGUGCUUUUAACAGCUAUAUUAACUGUUGUCAGCCCUUUUGCUGCUUACUGGGGACUGGGUCCGUUUUUAGCGGUCAGGAUUGCUGAAGGAUUUACUGAGGGUGUAACAUUUCCUGCAAUGCACUCAAUGCUUGCUCACUGGGUCCCGCCAUUGGAGAGAAGUAAAUUUGCCGCUUUAGUUUACGCAGGUUCUAAUUUUGGUACUGUAAUAUCAUUACCACUGAGUGGUUAUCUAUGUUCAUUGGAAUUCUGGGGUGGCUGGCCACUAGCAUUUUACCUAUUUGGAACUCUAGGUAUCAUGUGGUACAUAUUCUGGAUUUUUUUCGUCUACAACACACCAGCAGAGCACCCUCGGAUUGAUUAUCAAGAAAAAUUAUACAUCGAAGCUUGUGUUGAGCCGAAAAAUCCGGACGAUGACAGAGGCGUUCCAUGGCUAGCAAUUCUAACAUCAGGCCCGAUGUGGGCGAUAACAAUAACGCAGUGCGGUCAAUCCUGGGCCUUCUACACCCUGUUGACCGAGCUGCCGACUUACAUGGACAGAAUUCUCCACUUUGACGUUCAGCAAGAUGCAUUUCUCUCGACACUCCCGUACUUGACCGCCUGGAUAAUGGGGCUAGCGGUCUGUAAUUUGGCGGACUUGCUUCUGGAGAAGCGAGUCAUGUCCCCUCUGACUUCCAUGAAGUUCUGGAACACUGUCAGCUCCGUCGGAGUCAGUCUGAGCUUCGUAGGUGCUAUUUGGGCCGGGUGUGACCGCGUUUGGCUGAUGAUAAUGCUCGCCGGACUCGGUUCAUUGCAAGGUGCUGUUUAUGCUGGCAAUCAGAUGAAUCACAUCGCACUUGCUCCUCGGUAUGCGGGUACAUUGUAUGGAAUUAGCAAUGCUACCGCUAACGCAUGUGGAUUCUUGGCUCCUUAUAUUGUUGGUCGACUCAUUGAAGGCCAUGAAACAUUAUCAAGAUGGCACACAGUAUUUUGGUUAGCUGCAGGAAUAAAUUUAUCCGGAAAUUUCGUCUAUUUAAUAUUCGCCUCAGCUACAGAACAAUCAUGGAGCCGUGGUACCAGCAGUUGAUGAUCUUGUUUGAUUAGAAACAUUAAUUUACUACGCCGAUCAUCAAGUUCAGGGACUGUUGAUCGCGUAGCUCUCAGUGCUUUUUAGUAAAACUUUGUAAGUAAGUUUUACGUGUGCUCAUAUUUAAA